Molecule: messenger RNA, 1932 nt
Organism: Penicillium odoratum
Lineage: Eukaryota; Fungi; Ascomycota; Eurotiomycetes; Eurotiales; Aspergillaceae
Exons: 3
Coding region: 1-1932 (643 amino acids)
Source: RefSeq, a predicted model, not a curated record
AUGGGCACCGGUCCUGCCUCGUCGCAGGCUCAAGCAAAUGGCCCCUCCGAGCCUGCUGCCGACGGCCUAUUUAGCUUCACACCCAUCAAAGCCCUACGGGCAAUUCCCCAUUUGUGGGAACGCAAACCAUCUACUCCCUUCCAGACAGGAGCCAAGUCGCGAAAAUUGUGGAAGCGGGUUCGCUCGUCGCUCACAAGUAUGAAGUCGCUCGAGACAUCAACCAUGCUGGAACAUGACGCGUUUCAAACUGCAAUCAAUACAUCCAGAGAUGCUGGCUAUGCGCGAGGCGUGAAGCGUCUUUGCGUCGGGGCUGGCGAACCCGAAAAGCGCCCGAACUUUCAGAUGCAGGAGCCCUCUCGCUCGUUCUUCGAGACCAAGUGGGAGUCAGAGGCAAGCCAGAAGCGCCGUAAAUUGCCGGAUGCCCCUAUCAAUAUCUUCGACGAGACCUUACAAAACAACGACAGCGAUCUUGCUAUGACUGGGUCGCCUCGACCCCUUAAUUCUCUCUGCAGUCCAUCGAAGACGACUGUUUUCAAUGACCACAAGCUUCAAAUUCUGGAUGGUGCCUCUGACGCAAUUGAAAUCGGAGACCCAGUAUCUGGAUCCGUGGCCCGGGAGCAAGGCGCAAUGACCACCAGCGCAGCCACUGAUGGAGAUAGGAAUAUGGCGCCGACCCCCACAAAAGUCGUACGUGAUUUAACUCAGCAAAAGAAAGGCACGUUGGUGCGUUCAGCUCUACGAAGCUCGCUUGAUGGAUCGGAUGCGGAGCUACUUAACGAUUUCUUGUCGAAGGCCCAGGCCAAGCGCGCGGCCAAGGCCGCCUUGAUGGACCAAGAAGGCGAUGUCACUAGAGAGACAUCCAGCGCCGAAGAAUCACCAGAUGCGGAGACUACGACACCCCGGUCUCGUCGUGCUCUGGAUGUUUUGGAUACAAACUCGCCAUCGCCAGUCAAGCUUGAUGUCUCAGCAAACAAAGACAAUAUUCCCCUUGUGGAUGAAGCGCACGAGAAUGAAGUUCCCAAGGUCAUUCUGGAAGAGUCAGCCCCUGCAAGCCCGUCUUUCAGACGAAGCACACGGGCAAAGGUUCACACAGCAAAACCUCCCCAUGUGCGCAACACCAUCUCCCUGCGCAGGGCCAAGGGCAACGAAUUUAUUUUCCUGCAGCGCACUGAGGCCCAAGAGCUGGCAUUGACUACGAAGAAGAACACUCGGCAAAACAUGGGCAACGCCGUGCCUCCCCAGGUUGUUCUUGAGGCCAUGGCCAAGGAGCAGAGCGACAGCACUUUUCCAGUAGAAAAUGAUCGUAAAGCCCGUCACCGUUCUUCCACGCGAAAGAGCGUGACGUGGAACGAAGAACAGCUUGUGGAAUAUGAGGUUGAUAGACAAGACUCAGAGGCCCCUGAGGAGAAGGGCAACAGCAGCGGCGAUGACGUUACAGAAAGCACUCUAUCACGAUCUGCAGCAACACAACCCGAAAAAAAGGCGUCUAGCCAGCGCAGCAGUCGCAGCCAGAUGCAAGAAUCAUCAAGCGAGGAGCCCGAGAGUGCCCCGACCACGACUAAUGCACCUACUACUGCACCCCCGCGAUCGCGACGCGUGCGCCGUCUGGGUGACUCCUCAAUGGUCUCCGGCACACCUGUGAAAACAGGCAGUGGUCGUCUCAGCAAGCCACCCGCUCCUAUGGCCCCCCCGGCGGCAGCUGCAGGCCCCUCAACUCCCACUAAGGCUCGCCGAAAGCUGACUCCCAAGUCACCAAGUUCUUCAAUGCUUACGGCCCCAGUUUCUAAAAUUGCGGGGCCUCCUGACCAGUCUUUUGUCAGUGCUAUUCCCACUCGCAGUACUAGCGCUAGCGAAGGAAACUCUGAGCUCAAGCGGAGUGUAUUCCAGUCUACUGCGGGGUGUACACCUCGCCGGGUUCGAGUGAGAAACUGA